Messenger RNA from Frankliniella occidentalis (western flower thrips), 753 nucleotides. Its product is annotated as cuticle protein 19-like. NCBI's taxonomy places the organism in Eukaryota, Metazoa, Arthropoda, Insecta, Thysanoptera, Thripidae. The transcript is spliced from 3 exons. Gene Ontology annotation, cellular component: extracellular matrix. The record is from RefSeq and is a predicted model, not a curated record. The coding region runs from base 95 to 490 and encodes 131 amino acids.
GACCGAUUGAGUAUAAGAAGGGGCCGACGGCAGAGCCCCGUUGCAGUCCACAGCCACAGCAGGACCCGAAACCAACACAAGCCAAUCAUCCACAAUGACAACCAUCCAGGUCCUGCUGGUCCUUGCCUUGGUGGCCGCCGCCUCCGCGCAGUACGGUCACGGCCACGGGGGUAUCCUCCUGUCCCACGCGCCCGUGGUGCAUCAUGAGCCCGAGCCCAUCGCCCACCCUAAGUAUGCCUUCAAGUACGGCGUCCACGACUCGCACACCGGCGACGUCAAGGACCAGGUAGAGGAGCGCGACGGCGACGUGGUCAAGGGCGAGUACUCGCUGCUGCAGCCCGACGGCACCAAGCGCACCGUCCACUACACCGCCGACCACCACAACGGCUUCAACGCCGUCGUCUCCAUCAGCGGACACGCCAUCCACCCCGAGCAGCCCAAGAUCGUGCACGCCGCCCCCGUGCUGUCCUACGGCCACGGCCACUACUAGACUGGCCGAGACCCAUCGUCAUCAUCAUCACCCCCCGCUGUCAUCUCAUCGUGUGCGAGUGUGUUGUGCGUGUGAAUGUGUUCCAGCGAUACUCAACCCCCAUACGUCGCCCGCCACGCCACCCAAAAGCGGCUGCGCGGGCGCGCUGUACAAAACGCCGAGCGCUGCCGCUGGUGCCCUUAGUGAAAGGGCCCAGAAAAUUGUGAUAUAAAAUAUUGAUAAAAUAUUGAAAAUAAUAAAUAAGUCAUGAUUGUGGUACAAUG